Molecule: messenger RNA, 1103 nt
Organism: Suillus subalutaceus
Lineage: Eukaryota; Fungi; Basidiomycota; Agaricomycetes; Boletales; Suillaceae
Exons: 4
Coding region: 30-707 (225 amino acids)
Source: RefSeq, a predicted model, not a curated record
UUCUUCUUCAACUUCAACUGCCGUGGACCAUGGAUCAAUACGGGGAACCUUCAGUACUUGUGCCUCACUCAGAUGCAUACAAUGCACCAGCACCCGCUACUGCUACAUCAGAAACCAGAGACCAGGACGCCGCCCCACCACGCGGUCGUUCUCGUUCGAGAAGUCCUGGAGCCCGCAGCACCGGUUACCUUAGUCCUCCUCAAAAGGUUAGUUCUCCGCCUCCUAAAAGCCAAUACAUGCUCCAAUUGUAUGUUCCUCACGUCUCGAAGGCACCCAACCCGUCCCAAGUUUUUGGGGUCUUCAGAUUAAGUAUUAGGAUACAAGAGCGGUAUUUAAACGAGGAGUUCUCUCGCUUUGGGAGAGAACUGAAUGGACGUCGCAUUCGGGUUGACUAUUCUGUCACUGAUAAACCGCACGCACCAACUCUUGGCAAGUUGAUGGGACGUCGCUGCGACUCUUACCACCGCGACUCAUACCGUGACUCAUAUCGUGACCGUGAUAAGGAUAGGAACCCCUACGGUCGCGACAGCCGUGAUUGGCGCGAUCGUCGCAGCCCUCGUCGUUACUCACCUGAUUACAGGAGGCAUGGGAGCUACUCCAGGAGUCCUCCUAGGGGUAGUAGCCCUCGCAAGGAUUGUGAUGGUCCUUCAGGGACCGGUGUGGCAAACUCUUCUAACCAGGCUGAAAACGGUAGUCGUUGGUACUAAUCGUUCAGCUGUCAGCGGAACCAUUUCAAAGGUGUGCCAGUCGUGGUCCUUUGUUUCAGUGGUCGAUGAGCGAAAACAUGGACAAGAGGCAAGAGGUCUCGUUCGUACAAGCACAAGUGAUUGAUGAGGUUUAUGGCGGUCAUCCCACAGCAAGCCUCAAGUUGGCAAUGUCCUCGUUACUUCCCUGUCUUGAAGGAAGCAAGACAUAGUUUCCGUGUUCGCUAUUUCAGACAGAAAACCAAGUUCAAAGUUCGUUUCAUCCUCGACUAUUUGUUUGUAUCCGUUCCACAUUUCAUAUCGCUCUACUAUUUUGUUCUACACUAUCAACUUUCGCUUCCAUGAAGAGUGGGAAGUCCCGAAUUGCGAUUGCAAGAAAGGUCAGGCACAAUAAUCCUG